Molecule: messenger RNA, 1296 nt
Organism: Symbiodinium natans
Lineage: Eukaryota; Dinophyceae; Suessiales; Symbiodiniaceae
Source: the annotation of a GenBank genome assembly
AUGGCGACUGUUCUUGGCUCGGGUGAGCGGCCAGCACCGGCUUUCCUGUCCCGCAUGGCCCAAGCAAAUCAGAAGGUGAUUUGCACUGCUAAGGGUGAAGACGUUCGCACGGUGAACGUGGAAUAUUUGCUUCAGAAGCGCCUUCGGAUACCCAUUUUCCAGCGGAGAUACUGUUGGUACAAAGAGCAGUGGAACACCCUUCUUGGGGAUGUGUGCCUGGUUGCAAAUGGUUCGAAAGAAAAACAUGCUCUGGGCCGUAUCACGUGCGUGCUUGACAACUCUGGUGAUGGCAGGCUUUUGGUCGUAGAUGGCCAGCAGCGGAACACCACUUGCUCUCUCCUCUUGGCGGCCGUGCGUGAUGUAGCGGCCACUCGACAUAGCGAGGAGUGCUUGAAGCUUGUAUCCAAAUUGGAGUCUUUGCUUUUCCCAGGUGGGCUGGAAGAGUGGAUGUCGGCCAGGCAGCCAGGCACACCGCUGGAAGAAGGUGCCGAGCUCGGUGCAGCAGCGUUGGUGCCCACGUACUGCGACAGGGCCAGCUACUUUGCGGCCACGCUUCCACGCCGGGCCUCUGUGCCCUCUGUGCCAGACUCUGGUUCCUGGAUGCGCCCCAUGGAGGCCAAACUCUUUUUCUCAGAUCGCCUGGUAGGGGAGAGUGACAAGCACUUGGUCGCAGUGGCAGAGGCGGUCUUGUACAAGCUUGAGUGGCUGCUCUUUCCCAUCUCCUUGGGCGAAGGUCACAAGGAUGGCACGGAAGAUCUCCACCUGAUCUUCGAGCGGCUGGCGCUUCGCGAUGCCACGUUCUGCAAGCCACAUCGGGCUACAGAGUAUGCCAACAUGGGGGCUGCAGACUUCGUUCGAAACUUGCUUCUGGGCUCUUUUGCUGAGGAGGCUGAUGCAAUACAUGCCUACAAGACUUAUUGGCUGCCAAUCGAGAAGUCUGCGGCGAAGGUUGCCGAGGCCAAGCAAGAAAGCGUCGCAAGCCAUCUGGAAGCCGCGUUGGAGGCCUUUUUGAAGGCGAAUCCUCGGCAGCGAAAGAAAGCGAAUCUCGCCGCAGCUGGGGUUGGAGGUGCUCUGUACGCCCGGUUCCGCCGCUGGCUUGUCGACAUGGAGGUCGCCACCGACCCGAAGCAAACCACGGACACCAUGGACCUGCUGCACCGAUUGCACGACUUUGCACUGCAGCACUUCGAAGGUGGGCCUGUGCGGCAGGCGUCCCCUCCCGGGCUUGAUGCGUGGAGCUUUGGAAGCACCACGAAACAGCCACCUGCACUGAUUCCCUGCAGAGAAGACUGCUGA